Molecule: messenger RNA, 2097 nt
Organism: Fukomys damarensis (Damara mole-rat)
Lineage: Eukaryota; Metazoa; Chordata; Mammalia; Rodentia; Bathyergidae
Gene: Kcne3
Product: potassium voltage-gated channel subfamily E regulatory subunit 3
Exons: 2
Coding region: 224-547 (107 amino acids)
Biological process (GO): regulation of ventricular cardiac muscle cell membrane repolarization; membrane repolarization during action potential; negative regulation of delayed rectifier potassium channel activity
Cellular component (GO): membrane
Molecular function (GO): transmembrane transporter binding; delayed rectifier potassium channel activity; potassium channel regulator activity
Source: RefSeq, a predicted model, not a curated record
CCCUGGGGAAGCGAAAAGGGAGCCGACACUGGUGCAGCAAAGGGUGCAGGGCUGUGGUGGGCCCCCGUGGAGUUCCCAGAGGCAGGCGGAGGGCAGAGAGGUGUAGUGCCCAAGCCACCCUAGAGCAGAGGGAGCAGCGUCCAGCAAGCAAACGCGCGCCCUCGGAGACUUGCCGAGGGACAGAGAAUCCUGCAAUUCUUUCCUCACUUCAAUUUCUGUUGCUAUGGAGACUACCAAUGGGACUGAGACCUGGUAUGAAAGCCUGCAUGCUGUGCUAAAGGCUCUAAAUACCACGCUUCACAACAACUUGCUCUGCCGACCAGGACCAGAUCCAGAGCUAAGACCAAGGCUAGAUGACCAGACUGAGGAGCGAAGGUCCAGCCUCCCUGGCCGUGAUGACAACUCCUACAUGUAUAUUCUCUUUGUCAUGUUCCUAUUUGCUGUCACUGUGGGAAGCCUCAUCCUGGGAUACACUCGUUCCCGAAAAGUGGACAAGCGUAGUGACCCUUAUCAUGUGUACAUCAAGAACCGUGUGUCUAUGAUCUGAUGCAAGGUGGCCAGGGAUGGUAGAAGAUCAAGACACUUAAAGAUUGUCAGGUGAGGCCUCCAGAACUCUGCUAUGGACUACAACAGACCUCGGUUCUCUAAGAAACAGUGAGCUAAGUGAAGUCAUAGUUGGGUGAGACAGGAGGAGCUGGCAGACCUGGACCUGGUGGAUAAGGCUUUUUACAGGCAAAGACAGACUUUAUAAACAGUGGGAACCCAUAAACAAACAAAUAGAAGUAUGAAAAGAUAAUGCCUAGUGAUUGGUCCAGUGGCUGUGGUACUUGAAGUUGGAAGUUGAAGGAAGCAAAGACGAAGCUGCAGCAGAGGAAAAUGAAAAAGGAAGAUGCUCUGGGGACACGUUUUUUGUUGUUAUUGCUGCUGCUGUUGUAGUUGUUGUUAACAUCAACAAACAUGAGAUCACUCCAUAUCACAGUAGUAAAUCUGAAUAAUAUUACUUAUAUUAAUUCACAUUUUACAAUUUUAAAACAUAUUUCACAGUUGUGAUUUUACUUUCCCUUCAAAGAAAGUAAAGCAAAUGCCAUUUGGGCCAGAGUGGUGCCAUGAUUAGUUCUUGAUUAGAACUCAAGAGCUCUGGUCUCCUUGCCUAGAACUUUUCAAAACUCAGGACCACAAAGGUAUGAAUCCAGAUCUGAAGCCUACACAAUUCUAGGAAUUCUUCUUAAGAAAAAGAAUUCAUAAUUAUCUUGCUUUUUCAAAUAUUACAAUAAUGUGUCAUCAUUUAAAACGUGGCUGGGGCCCUUCCUAGAACCAUAGGAAGGAACCUGUACAAGUGCAGGGCCCUGAAUAUUAAGUCUUAUUAACUCUAUAAUCUAUUGUCUCUUGAGCCAUGUCCCAGUGCCCUUUGCAGCCAUAUCUGUAGUCAUGAGGUUUACACUACCUCCAAAGCAGCAUUUUCUACUUUGAUUGAAUUCUGUGAGAAGUUGAAAUCUGCCUUGAGAAAAUUAUUGCCAUAUCUAGGUGAUCAUCAUAUUAAAAGAUACAGAGUAUGAUAGGCAAAGUUCAUGGUUCAGUAGGAGAGCCAGCCCUGACUCUGGCACUAAUGUGUAUAACCUCAGCCUGGACACCUCUCUGGUUCUUUUUCUUAUUUACAUAAUUAAAUAAUUAGACUUGAAAGUCUUCAAGGGAGUCUAUCAGUUCUGACAUUCAUAUACAUUAGCUUGAACCAUAUGUUUAUAGGUCAAAGAUAAUGGAAUAGUUUCACAUGGUUCAAUCUAAUUCAUGCAACGUGAGAAUGAAUACUUUACAAGUCAUUUCCCCAAGUCCCAGACUGGAACUACCCACUGUUUUGUUUGUCUGAUUUCAUUUUAUGAGAUCUCUAUGUUGUCCCCAGCAGGCCUCGUUAUAACAUACAUAUCUGUACAGAGCAAAACUUUGAAAGAAUAUUUUCAUAGCAGUUAUCUAUGUGGAAUAGGGUUAUGUGUGAUUUCCCCUUUCUACUUUAUACAUGUAUGUAACAUCUGACUUAUCUGACCAUAAGUAUAUGACUUGUAUAAUGGGGGGAAAGCUACUUCCACUUUGAAAUAAAAAUAG